This is a messenger RNA of Ixodes scapularis (black-legged tick), 663 nucleotides long. RefSeq names its product MOB kinase activator-like 3 (gene Mob3). Gene Ontology annotation, biological process: signal transduction; positive regulation of protein phosphorylation. Gene Ontology annotation, cellular component: nucleus; cytoplasm. The record is from RefSeq and is a predicted model, not a curated record. Gene Ontology annotation, molecular function: protein kinase activator activity. NCBI's taxonomy places the organism in Eukaryota, Metazoa, Arthropoda, Arachnida, Ixodida, Ixodidae.
GGCGAGCUUUGUGGAGUUCUUCCACAAGGGAAAGUUCCACCCGCCGUAGUUCCACCCACCGUAGUUGCCCCCGCCGGCAGACGCCCGCCAAUGCCCGAUGGGCGUCUGCCAGGCCCUGCAUGAGCUGACGCCGGUGGGUGGGUGACGGGUUCUCAGUCGUCGGUGCAGACGUUCCGGCCCAAGAAGAAGUUUGAGCCCGGCACAAUGCGCUACUCCCUCCACAAGCAGGCCCAGGCUUCCCUCAACUCGGGGCUCAACUUGCGCGACGCCGUGCGGCUCCCGCCCAGGGAGGACAUGAACGACUGGCUCGCCGUCCACGUGGUGGACUUCUUCAACCGGAUCAAUCUCAUUUAUGGAACCAUCUCGGACUACUGUACGGAAGAGAGCUGUCCAAGGAUGUCCGGCGGACCCAAGUUCGAGUACCUCUGGGCAGACGGACACAAGUACAAGAAGCCGACGGCGCUGCCCGCGCCCCAGUACAUCUCACACCUGAUGGACUGGGUGGAGGCGCAGAUCAACAACGAGGACAUCUUUCCCGUCACCAUGGAUGUCCGGUUCCCUCGCAACUUUGUACCCACCUGCAAGAAGAUUCUGGCGCGUCUGUUCCGGGUCUUUGUCCACGUCUACAUCCACCACUUUGACAAGUUGGUUGCCAUCGGCGCC